AUGGUGGUGAUGGUUGGUGGUGGCCGUGGUGGUGUUGGUGAUGGCAUAGUGGUGGUGUUGACGGCAGUGGCUGUGACGAUGGUGGUGGUGGUUGGUGGUGGUGGUGGUGGCAGGGGCGAUAAAGUGGUGGUGGUGGUGAUGACAGUGGCUACAGUGAUGAUAGUGGUUGUUGGUGACGGUGGUAGAAGUGGUGGUGGUGGUCGUGACAGCAGUGGCUGUGAUAAUGAUAGUAGUGGUGACAGUGACGGUUGUGGUGGCGGUGAUUGUGGCAAUGGCGGUGACAUAUUGGUGGUGGUGGUGGUGGUGGCGUGGUAG
Molecule: messenger RNA, 315 nt
Organism: Gastrolobium bilobum
Lineage: Eukaryota; Viridiplantae; Streptophyta; Magnoliopsida; Fabales; Fabaceae
Exons: 1
Coding region: 1-315 (104 amino acids)
Source: RefSeq, a predicted model, not a curated record